GAAGAAAUGAAAUGGAUCGCGAGUGUCGCCUGUCCCCGUCCGUCGCCUCUGUUUGACGAACUUUAGGCUCAAGAACCGGCACUGAGAGGGCCUUCGGGAAGCGACGCUGGGGACUGGAUCUAGGAAGAAACACGGCUCCAGCGUAACCGUGUGCGAUCGAGAAGUCGGCGACCAUCGGGACCCCAGAGAGAUGGGCCUGCUCACCACCUAAAAAGCCCCUUUCAUGGUCUGACCAACCAGCAACAUGGCAACGAGUGCAGUCCCCAGCGACAACCUCCCCACGUACAAGCUGGUGGUGGUGGGAGACGGGGGUGUGGGCAAGAGCGCCCUCACCAUCCAGUUUUUCCAGAAGAUCUUUGUGCCUGACUAUGACCCCACCAUCGAAGACUCCUACCUGAAACAUACAGAGAUUGACAAUCAAUGGGCCAUCUUGGACGUUCUGGACACGGCCGGGCAGGAGGAGUUCAGCGCCAUGCGGGAGCAAUACAUGCGCACAGGGGAUGGCUUCCUCAUCGUCUUCUCGGUCACGGACAAGGCCAGCUUCGAGCACGUGGACCGCUUCCACCAGCUCAUCCUUCGCGUCAAGGACAGGGAGUCAUUCCCCAUGAUCCUCGUGGCCAACAAGGUCGAUCUGAUGCAUUUGAGGAAAAUCACCAGGGAGCAAGGGAAAGAAAUGGCGACCAAACACAAUAUUCCGUACAUAGAAACCAGUGCCAAGGACCCACCUCUCAACGUCGACAAAGCCUUCCACGACCUGGUUAGAGUCAUUAGGCAACAGAUUCCGGAAAAAAGCCAAAAGAAGAAGAAGAAAACCAAAUGGCGGGGAGACCGGGCCACGGGCACCCACAAACUGCAGUGCGUGAUAUUGUGAUGGCCCGAGGCCCUGGGCACAGUGACCGGGAACUGGCCAGCCCUCAGGACCCCUCCACUGCCUAACUGCAUCGAAGACCAUUCUAACCAUGACCCUUGGCCCGAGGACUUGGCACAGAAAGGGAGAGAGGGAGGGUGGGUAGGGAGGAGGUAGGGUCUGGCUUUUCUGGAGGGGCACGGGUGGCCCGGAGUCUCACCAGAAACGAGGAGGCAGCGGUGAGCAAAGCAGCCUCCGAGCCCCUGUGUUGAUACAAUCCGGUCCUUCCCUCUCUCAUGGCUGUUGUUUCUCUGAACUCCACAGUGUGGGUUUGAUGUGGAAGUGUUUCUCCACGUACAAAAACAAGCCAUGAUCAAGCUCCCCCCAUCCCCACCCCCAGUCCACAGUGUCUGAGCCUGGGUGUCUUUUGUAGGUUUUUAAAUUAUUUUAGGGAUUAUUAUUUUAUUAAAGGGGUCUGUACCCACUGCCUGGUGAAGUUUCAAGUCUUCAGCAGACCUCUCCGAUAACAUGUCUGGAAUAUUGUGGGUUUUUUUUCAAACUGAAUUUUCCCAGCCGUGCCAAAACUCAACUCAUUAUGAAAGUAGAGUGACUGAGACUGGGAAGUUCACAGGGACACUGGCUGGAGGUUCAGGAGAAACAGACCCCACUCACAGCCUGUAAACUGGAGAGAAGAGAGAUGUGUUUACCCAGAAGGCUUUACUGUGGUUCAGGAUACAGACAUUAUGAAACAAAAUUUUAUUUUGCUGAGGAGAGAGGCUGGCACAUCGGUUUUUAAAGGGCUUCGCCUUAACCUGGAGAUGUAUAAACUAAGCAAACUGACUGGCAUUGUGAAAGUGUUCAUUUCUUUUCCGACUGUUGUGGGUUAAGUUCUGUGUCCUUCGCAGCAUCUGUGAGAGAGCGUUCUCCCAUCUCCUGCGCUAUCUGGUGCCUCUGAUACAAACACACUGAGCAGGUGUGAAUGGUCUCCACGUUGAAGUCGGCUAACAUGGACACCAUCUGGAAAAUUCUGGUUUGUGCUAAGUCUUCACCAAAAAUGAUCCAAUACUGUUCUUACUAAAAUAGCACCAAGACCUGAAGCCAUUUUCCCUUUGAGUCAACUGACUCACGUCUUCAGUCCAAUAAAUGAGCAAAAACCCCUUGAAGUAUUUGCAAACUUAGUAUUACAGGUUGCCCUUCUGACACAAACUUUUAUUAACCUCUUGGAUCUUUACUAUAAUUGGAAGAGAAAGAAAGGUGGGGGUGAUGACAUGGCUCUCCUACACCUGUUUCUACACGGGGCCAGCCCCCAGCUCCUUGACAAUGCCCACCUGCCUCUCAGGUGCUGCUGGUAUGAGCCAGACGGGGUGAGGUGGGGUGGGGCAGGGUGGAGGGGCAGCAGGAACCACAGUACACCCCAGAGAGAAAGUAGGAAGACGAGGCAGUCGGCUAGUGACCGUAUUUUCUGUUACAAAUCAGGCCACCAAGCAAAGUAGAACAUCCUUAGCAGGUGGCCUGGCCACCACUUGGAGAAAGAAACUCCGGAGCAAGUGAGCACCCCGCUGGACGUGGAGACACCUGGAUUCUUUAGUUGUGAAAAUAUGCUAUGUUCCUAACUCAACGAGGUCACCAGCAAUGUGGGGGAAGGGGUGGGGGCACAGCCAAAGAGUGACUCUGCUGCCGAACGAAAUAGUUUGUUGGAGAAUUAGCCUUCAUCAUUUGUCUAAAUGACCCUUUUUUUCUGAAUCGAAAAGGAAGGAUAACAAAGAACAUUCAGCUCAGGCAUUCAGAUCUUCCCAAGACCUUGUAACGUUAGUGGGCCUUCUAAACACUGACAGGACAAGGCCGUUUCCAACUGCCAUGCUCCUCUGGGCCACAUCCCAGCUGCCCAGGUACAGCUCGGUGGCGGCUGUAAGUGGAGAUGAGGAAGAGGCAAGACAGAGGGAAGAAGGAAGGAUGGAGAUGUGGUGAUGGAGAGUGGUGGAGUGGGCCAGGAAGCCUUGCCCACAGGGCAGCAUCCGCUGUGAAACGUUCCCAGGCAUGGACCACCACCAGCACCCUUAUCCACUGUGGAGCCUGCAGUUCCCCGAUGGCACUGGGGAGUCUUGUUGGAAGCAGACCAGUUGACUUAGAAUGAAGCCCUUAGCUCUGAAUGUAACCAGACAAGGGGAUUCCAGCUGCUUCCGGGCCCUCCCCCAAUUAAGGCAGUGCCAUCUACCCCAGCCCCCAGCCCCAUCUUCCAGGGCAUCUCUCCUGCACUCAGCACAUAGCCCACAAUGCUGAAGGAAGAAACUGGGUAAACGAUGGCCUUCAGCAGCCUCCCUGUUGAGUUAAUAGUCCGCCUUCAUUUCCCAUGACCUCAUUUCCCCCACAGCUGCGAUGGGUAAAUAACACUUUUGAAAGAUGGUUCUCUGCAUUUUAGAGAACUGUGGGCUCUUGGGGCAGUGGCGGCUUCCACCUAGGCCUGAGUUAGAGUGUACCCAGGGGUACCCCCAGCACAUGGGCACCUGGCAGGGUCAGUUUGGAAAACCAGUAGCCAUGCUCCUCCCUGAGUGCAGAGCCCAAGGAGACCUGCGUCUUUGGUGACACUCUGGUGUUCCUACUGGCUUUCCAUUUGAACUGUGCUACCGUCAUGCCCCUGGAGCACACCAUUCCUGAAAUCCCCUCACCCCCAGCCUUUGUCACUGUGCGCUCACAGAUUUCCUUCUGACAUCCUGCCCUUCCCCCCCACUCAGAGGGCUCCUUUUCUCCCCUCGGAGGGCAAGCAAUCCGCCAUCCUCCCCACGCCCACGCCUGGGGUGAUGGCCACUGACUUCCCCUCACAGGGUACUCUGCCUCACAGGGGACACCAGGUGGCUUCAGUCAGGACUUUGUGCGCCCCACCCCACCCCCAUCUUCUUGUGGAGAGUGCCUGUGAGCCUCGUGUGGCCUGGCUCCCGUUCCCAGGAGACAAGACCCACUAACACAUGGCCGCUCGGACCUCAGAGGCCCCUCAGACGGGUUACAGUCAAUCCAGAGCCAGAGACAGGUCCCCUCCCUUUUCCACCCCCAUUGGAGUAGGGAUUCCACGUCGGGUUUACUUAGAAUGAAAGACACUUGAAUUGCUGAGCGCCCAUGAGCACCCAGCUUCUAUCACACCGUGUUAGCCAUUGUCUACGCUGGUGGCCGUUGUCCGUGAAACGAGUGAUGCCUGAAGAUCUCGAUGAUGCUUGAGCCUUUUGUGUAACUUUUAUUAAGUCUUUGUGUAUCCCAACUCAUUAAUAAAGAAAAGCAGAGGAA
Messenger RNA from Cervus elaphus (red deer), 4123 nucleotides. It is a transcript of the gene MRAS, whose product is annotated as muscle RAS oncogene homolog. Gene Ontology annotation, biological process: signal transduction. The transcript has 7 exons. Gene Ontology annotation, cellular component: plasma membrane. The coding region runs from base 245 to 871 and encodes 208 amino acids. The record is from RefSeq and is a predicted model, not a curated record. Lineage: Eukaryota; Metazoa; Chordata; Mammalia; Artiodactyla; Cervidae. Gene Ontology annotation, molecular function: GTP binding; GTPase activity; GDP binding.